CUUGGUCGGAUGCACAAAAUCCGGGUGCAGUGCUUUCUGCCCGUUGCCUAGACGAUCACUUGGUUUCUCUGAGGAUGUCUGGUUCUCGUAAAGAGUUUGAUGUGAAGCAGAUUUUGAAAAUCAGAUGGAGGUGGUUUAGCCAUCAAGCAUCAUCUCAUUCUACAGUUGACAGCCAGCAGGGAGAAUUUUGGAAUCGAGGACAGACUGGCGCAAACGGUGGGAGAAAGUUUUUAGAUCCAUGUAGCCUCCAGUUGCCUUUGGCUUCAAUUGGUUACCGAAGGUCCAGCCAACUGGAUUUUCAGAAUUCACCUUCUUGGCCAAUGGCAUCCACCUCUGAAGUCCCUGCGUUUGAGUUCACAGCAGAAGAUUGUGGCGGUGCCCAUUGGCUGGAUAGACCAGAAGUGGAUGAUGGCACUAGUGAAGAAGAAAAUGAAUCUGAUUCCAGUUCGUGCAGAACAUGGAAUUCUGAACUAUGGUGUUGGAAUAAUAAUAAAUAUAGACCAGUCGUCUAUAAUCAUUUGUAUAACGGAGAGAGGGGCAUAUCUUUACAUAGGACUUCCAACAGUAGUCAGACGUUAUCAUCCUGCCAUACUAUGGAGCCAUGUUCAUCAGAUGAAUUUUUCCAAGCCCUUAAUCAUGCUGAGCAAACAUUUAAAAAGAUGGAAAACUAUUUGAGACAUAAACAGUUGUGUGAUGUAAUUCUAAUUGCAGGUGAUCGCAGAAUUCCAGCUCAUAGAUUGGUGCUCUCCUCUGUCUCAGAUUAUUUUGCUGCCAUGUUUACUAAUGAUGUCAGGGAAGCAAGACAAGAAGAAAUAAAAAUGGAAGGUGUUGAACCGAAUUCACUAUGGUCCUUGAUUCAGUAUGCAUAUACAGGCCGCCUUGAAUUAAAAGAAGAUAAUAUUGAGUGCCUGCUGUCCACAGCUUGCCUCCUUCAGCUUUCACAGGUUGUGGAAGCUUGUUGUAAGUUUUUAAUGAAGCAGCUUCACCCAUCCAACUGUCUUGGAAUCCGUUCUUUUGCCGAUGCCCAGGGUUGUACAGAUUUACAUAAAGUGGCUCACAAUUACACCAUGGAACAUUUCAUGGAAGUAAUUCGAAACCAGGAAUUUGUAUUAUUACCAGCCAGUGAAAUCGCAAAGCUCUUGGCGAGUGAUGACAUGAACAUUCCUAACGAGGAGACAAUACUGAAUGCUCUUCUUACUUGGGUCCGUCAUGAUUUGGAACAGAGACGGAAAGAUCUCAGUAAACUUCUGGCUUAUAUUAGGCUACCUCUUCUCGCACCGCAGUUCCUGGCAGACAUGGAAAAUAAUGCACUUUUUCGGGAUGAUAUAGAAUGUCAGAAACUUAUUAUGGAAGCGAUGAAAUACCAUUUAUUACCAGAGAGACGACCCAUGUUACAAAGCCCUCGGACAAAACCUAGAAAGUCAACAGUUGGAACGUUAUUUGCAGUUGGAGGAAUGGAUUCAACAAAAGGAGCAACAAGCAUCGAGAAGUAUGAUCUUCGUACAAAUAUGUGGACUCCUGUAGCAAAUAUGAAUGGGAGGAGGCUACAGUUUGGUGUCGCUGUGUUAGAUGACAAACUGUACGUGGUUGGAGGAAGAGAUGGACUGAAGACUUUGAACACUGUAGAAUGUUACAAUCCCAAAACAAAAACGUGGAGUGUAAUGCCUCCUAUGUCCACCCACAGACAUGGCCUUGGUGUGGCUGUAUUGGAAGGUCCCAUGUAUGCUGUAGGCGGACAUGAUGGCUGGAGCUAUCUGAACACAGUAGAAAGAUGGGACCCUCAGGCUCGCCAGUGGAAUUUUGUUGCCACUAUGUCCACCCCCAGGAGCACAGUAGGUGUGGCAGUACUAAGUGGAAAACUUUAUGCAGUUGGUGGUCGUGAUGGAAGUUCUUGCCUCAAAUCAGUAGAAUGUUUUGAUCCUCACACUAAUAAAUGGACACUCUGUGCACAAAUGUCAAAAAGGAGAGGGGGAGUAGGAGUAACUACCUGGAAUGGAUUGCUGUAUGCGAUUGGAGGACACGAUGCCCCUGCAUCCAACUUGACUUCCAGACUCUCAGACUGUGUGGAGAGAUAUGAUCCCAAAACAGAUAUGUGGACUGCAGUGGCAUCUAUGAGCAUCAGCAGAGACGCAGUGGGAGUCUGUUUACUUGGUGAUAAAUUAUAUGCUGUUGGAGGGUAUGAUGGACAGACUUAUCUUAAUACAGUGGAGGCUUAUGAUCCCCAGACAAAUGAGUGGACCCAGGUUGCUCCACUAUGCCUAGGAAGAGCUGGGGCUUGCGUCGUAACUGUCAAACUAUAAUACAGUGCUUUGUUUUCUAAAUGAAGAUAUCGUCUUCCUCACGAAUUUACUAAAAUUAUUCUCCUACCAAGGGAUACAUUUUUAGCCAAUUUGCAAUGCCGCAUUCCUGGGCACGGAGUGCCCAAUCUCAAAGCGAAGACAGUCAAACAAGGCAGCAACGAGGGGAAGACCAGGGAUUAAAUCCUGCAUUUCUCCAUUAAGUCAUUUCUCAGUAAAUCAAAACUACAGCUGGGGGACUGACACCACGUGUGAGGACAAAUUCACCGCUCUAAAAACAGAAGCCUAUGCUGGCUGGGGAUGUCAUUUAUUAAUAAUCAAUCACAUUUUACUAACAUUACCCAGAUUUCUUUUACUACAGUGCACAUACACCAGAGAACACUUUGAACAUUUGCUUUAUAACUUUAUCAUACGUUGGUUGCAGUAAUUUUUAUCCGUUUAACCACAACUGCUGCUUUCAUGACAUACUAAACACUAUGCUAAUCUUC
Enhydra lutris kenyoni (northern sea otter) is the source of this 2785-nucleotide messenger RNA. Its product is annotated as kelch like family member 5. Lineage: Eukaryota; Metazoa; Chordata; Mammalia; Carnivora; Mustelidae. The coding region runs from base 75 to 2300 and encodes 741 amino acids. The record is from RefSeq and is a predicted model, not a curated record. The transcript has 12 exons. Gene Ontology annotation, molecular function: protein binding.